Molecule: messenger RNA, 1934 nt
Organism: Sclerotinia trifoliorum
Lineage: Eukaryota; Fungi; Ascomycota; Leotiomycetes; Helotiales; Sclerotiniaceae
Source: the annotation of a GenBank genome assembly
GACGCAUUAAUCGAUGCACUUCAUUUUUGGAAGCUUGAGUUUGGGUUCAUUAACCUUGGAUUCUUCAUUCUCCCAUUUCUUUUCAAUAACUGACUUGGAAGGGAACACCAGUGUAACCUUUGACUUCAUCCUUACUCUACCCUCUUUUUUCCCCGCCUCGAUCUUGCAUUUGCCGGAAGUGGUAAUCAAGCACCGGAGACUCCCAAUAUGCCAGAAAUUGCCGAAGGUGAAUUAUACACCUCGUCCUCUUACUCACAAAAUACGAUAUCACACUAACGCAAAUUCGCAGUUGCGCGAGCCGUGCACCACAUACGAAGAAACCUCGUUGGUAAAACGUUGGCCAUCGUGAAAGCUCAAGAUGAUGCCAAUGUCUUUGGCAAGGCCGGGACAAGUGCUGACGAGUUCCAAAAAGCAUUGACUGGGAAGAGAGUAGUAGGCGCUGGACAGCAAGGCAAAUAUUUCUGGUUGGGCCCAUUCUAGAUCCCGCAAAAAUGCGGCGCUAAGCUGUUCUGACAGGAUGAUUAUGUCCUCGCCGCCACAUCCAGUAUUUCACUUUGGCAUGACGGGUAUGAAUAUAACCAAAUUUAUAAUUUGACCGAGUGCUGAAAGAUAUAGGAUGGUUUCACAUUCGAGGACAGGAAACUUAUUACUACAGAUCGAAAGAUGAGGGUGAAAAGGAGGUCUGGCCACCAAAGUUCUCAAAGUUUUCACUACAGACUGCAGAGGAACCAAAGGCCGAUGCUGCAUUCACAGAUUCGCGGAGGUUUUCGAGAAUCAGACUAGUAGAUUGCGUUGCUGAAGCCAUUCGAAACACGACCCCUCUCAAAGAAAAUGGCCCAGAUCCUGUAAUCGACAAAGAUAUCCUUACAGCUGAGUGGCUCGAGCAGAAGUUGAACAAGAAACAGGUGCCUAUAAAAGCGUUAUUACUUGACCAAGCGAAUAUCAGCGGGAUUGGGAACUGGGUCGGGUCAGUCAUCCUUAUAUCCACUUCAAUCUCUAUUAUUUGAGACCUAGUAACACAGCGCACCUUAUUUACUUUGACCUAAUCCUAAUAGCCCAAUUAUGCUAAUGUCACUUGCAGCGACGAAAUAUUAUACCAUGCAAGACUUCAUCCUGAGCAAUAUAGCAAUACAUUUAGUUCUGAAGAGAUCAAGCGAUUGCAUGCUUCGAUGAUGUACAUUUGUCAAACAGCAGUAGACUUGUUAGCAGACUCGUCUAAAUUUCCAGAUGAUUGGAUGUUUAAGCAUCGAUGGGGAAAGGGGAAGAAAGAUGGCCCGACAGCAUUACCAAAUGGGGAAAAGAUUACAUUUCUUACCGUUGGGGGACGAACGUCUUGUGUGGUGCCAAGUGUACAGAAGAAAACGGGGCCCGUCGCCGGCGAUAUAAAAAAAAGAAAUGGAUCUGGUGAUAAUGUGGCCCCCGAGGAUGUUCCAGUGAAGGAACAAAGCUCGAGGAAGAGGAAGGCCGCUGUGGUAUCCACGAGUUUCGAAGAGUUUAAUGAAGAUACCGCAGAACUAAAGAAGUCAAAAGCAAAAGCUCAGAAAUCGACUAAGGUGAAAGAAGAGAUCUCGGGUGAUGGUGCGGGGAAUAUCGCCACGAAGGCAGUCAAGCUGACUAAGAGGGAGACUUCAAAGUCUACCGAAUCAAAGGCGAUGGAGGACAUUGCACCAGUUCAACCAAGGCGUAGAUCUGGUCGUCAUGUGAAGACUGAUGGUGUCCAGGAUUGAGGUUAACGGAUGGUAUCUUUUUCGAGAUGGUGAUUUAUAACAGUUACAUGGUACUGUAACAACUAAUGUGUGUUUUAUCGUACAAUAUCCGGGUUUUAUUCCACUUUCACGUGCGAAUCUUUUAUCUGCUUCUCGAUUGCUUACUUGAUCAUCUUUAUGCUCGGACACAUUCUCACUGUCUCCGGAACGCGUGGCCGCUCUCCGAAU